AUGAAGCACCGCUUUGCGCAGUGCUUCCUCGGCAAAGCUGCCACAUGGCAUGAGCAGAGUCUUUCCGACGCCGACCGAAUGGCGUACACCUCCGCACCGAUUAUGGAAGCAUGGUACGAUGCGCUUCGCGAGCGAUUCUCGAUGCCAGUCACAGAGGCGCGCGGGGUCUAUAACAAGCUCGCGUGCACGCUUUACGAUGUGUACGACCGAAAGGAUCCCGACGAAUUCCUGCAAAAAAUAGUGGUCUAUAGCCAGGAAGCCUGCGAGGCGACCACAGAACAGGCACAAGCCCAAGCAGCCUACAAUAAGCCUUGCGCCCUCUCUACAGCUCACGUUAGCGCCUCCGACAAACCAGACGACUAUCACGGAAUUCGCCAGCAAGUCAACGCGCGGAAAAGCCAAUGGUUCUCGUAG
Molecule: messenger RNA, 414 nt
Organism: Penicillium brasilianum
Lineage: Eukaryota; Fungi; Ascomycota; Eurotiomycetes; Eurotiales; Aspergillaceae
Source: the annotation of a GenBank genome assembly